GCGCCUCUCUGCUGAAAAUCGUUCCACUACGUCAAGUCGUCCCGUCCGCUCGGUGAAGAUGUCUGCGACGGGUACAGGCGGCUGUGGACCCGGACCCGGACCCACCUCGGGCUCCGGGUCCGGGGCUUCCAACCCCCGAAAGUUUAGCGAGAAGAUAGCGCUGCAUACCCAGCGACAGGCCGAGGAGACGGCCGCCUUCCAGGAGGUUAUGAUGGACAUCACCUCGACCAGGCUUCAGGCCCAGAAGCUCCGUCUUGCGAGGAGUCAGGGUCCGUACUACAGCGGCUCGCUGCCCAACGUCAACCAGAUCGGCAGGAACCCUCAGGACUUCCAGGGCUCCUUUCCAUCCACUCUCGAGUCCAACCGGUCCACUCGGCACCACGGUCUGGUGGAGCGAGUCCAGAGGGACCGCCGUUUCAUCUCGCCGGUCCGACCGUACCGCAACCGACAAGUGGACAGCUCGCCGUAUAACUCCGCCUACCUGUCCCCGCCUCCUGACCCCAGCUGGAGAAGGAAUUGGUCCGGAAACUUCCCCGGGGAUAAAAGCCAGUUGUUUCGUCUUCCCACCACUGCACUCAACAGGACCAACUCCGACUCGGCCCUCCACACCAGCGUGAUGAACCCUCCCACAGGAGACCCCUUCACCACAGGAGGACCCACCCUCAACCCCCAGGGCAGCCGACGCACCGGUCAGAGUGAUGGAGAGGGCAGAAGAAUGUUUCCGUAUCCCGUCCCCCCGAUCGAAGAGAACGUGUUGGAUGAAGGGAAACUGCUCAAACCCUGGGACACCAAGAAGUUGCCUCUGCUGUCGUCCCGACCCAAGUCCUGUGAAGUCCCCGGUAUCAAUAUCUUUACGUCCCCGGAGCAGCCGUCCACACCGACUCAUGGCGUCCCAUCUGCCCUCAACACCGGCGGCUCGCUGCCCGACCUCUCGAGUCUCCACUUCCCCUCCCCGCUGCCCACGCCGCUCGACCAGGACGAGCCGGGCUAUCUCGGAUCCUCCUCUCUGAGCGGGGGCAGCAGCACAGGCAACCUGGCCUCCACCCUCACUCAGCUGGGCAUCAACGCCGCCAAUGCACAGGGAGGCAACGGCAGCUUCCACCACACACAAGGUCUCCUGGCGUCUCUACAGAGCACGCUCAGUAACCCCUCCCUGCAGUCUUCGCUAAGCAACCCCAACAUCCAGUCAUCGCUCAGCAGCCACUCCUUCUCCAACUCUUUGAGCUCCGCCUCCCUGCACUCAUCGCUCAGCAACCCCUCGCUGCAGUCGUCCCUCAGCUCCUCCCCCUCCCUGCCAUCCUCCCUCAGCAGCCAAUCGCUGCACUCCUCCCUCAGUAACUCCUCCCUCCAGUCGGUGUCCAGCAGUAACCCCAGCUACAGCAGCGGCGUGGGCGGCUCCAGCUCCUGCUCCUCCUCCUACUCGCCGCUGCUCAGCGGAGGCCAGCCAUCGCUCAGUACGUCGCCACGGAGACGAGCUCAGCUCUCCCCGCUCAUCCUGCCCAUGGGAGGGGAGUCACGGAGGCAUCACUCCAAACAGUUCUCCCCCACCAUCUCCCCCACUCUGUCCUCCAUCACACAGGGCGUCCCUCUGGACACCAGCAAACUGCCUCUGGACCAGAGGCUGCCUCCGUAUCCACUCAGCCAGUCCCACCAGCACCAGCCGGGCUCCCACCAGCCUCUCCCCGGUCUGCAGGGCUCCCAGCCCGGCCAGCAGCCUUCUCAGAUGGGCCAGCACCACCACCAACAGCUGCACCGCCUCCAGCAGCAGCGGCCGAAUUCUCAGCAGCAGCAGCAGCAGCAGCAGCAGCAGCAGCAGCAGCAGCAGCAGCUCCACCUGCAGAACCUCCGCAACACACACAACCAGCACAUGCAGCACUUUGGAACGCAGCAGAGGUCGAUGGGGCAGCAGGUGAACUCGGCGAACGCGCAGCAGCUGAUAAAGAACGAGAGGCCGAUGGAUCAGUGCGUCCAGAGCUCCACGUCCUCUCAGUGUCACGUCAAACAGGAAGCGGAGCAGCAGCUGCCUCAGCUCCAACAGAUCAGCCACAACCUGGCCACCGACCUCUACAACGAUGCCUUGUUCAACUCUCUACUGGACGACCCAUAUCUGAGCCUGCAGCUCACAGGCAAAUCCAACCAGCAGUUCACAGCGGACGGUCAGGGCGACUGUCUGUCUCUGAACCACGGCGGGCUGAGCUGCAGCAGCACCGACAAGAACCAGUUUCCCUGCAACACCCAGGGGCCCCUGGACAUGCAGGACCCCGGGGACCAGCAGCUCCUCAACAACCAGAACCAGAACUACAGCGGCGGGGACGGACGACACAACGUGCCCAACAUCAUCCUCACCGGUGACUCACCGCCGGGUCUGUCUAAAGAGAUCGCCAGCGCUCUGUCUCACGUCCCCGGCUUCGAGAUGGAUCCCUUCUCCCUGGACGACCCGCUCAGGAUGGACCCGCUGGCUCUGGACAUGCUGGAAGGCGACCUGAUGCUCGCCGACCCGGCUGUGGAGGACUCUUUCCGAUCUGACCGGCUGAAGUGACCCCGGACCUCCUCUGCUCCAGGAGCUCGGUGGGACUCGGCGAAGAGACGGCCACCCGGGUGGAGGUGGAGGGGACCGGGACCAGCGCCGCUCCGCCGCCCACUCACCACUCCCCCAACCAGACGGUCUGCAGAGCGAGGUUUGGAAGCAACUCGGGAGGCUUCUCGUUGGCGAUGAAGGACCUGAGAGUUCUGUCGGAGGUCGGAACGUGACUGAAGGAGGGGGAGUUCUCCGUCGAAGGCACUUAACUGAAAAUGCUCUUGCAACGCUUGAAGUCCAGACAAACCAAGAUGCUUCUCUUUUUAGGCAUUAGCUUGUACGAGUCUUAUCUGCAUGUUCAUGAAAAACGCACUCGCGUAAAUGCAAACACGCAGGAAUGAAGCGCUCACGUGACGUCGGCUUUAUGUAAGAAACCGUCUGUACAAACCAGUAACGCUUGGAAGAAAAGCAUUAUGCACCCUGAAUCAUGUGGACCCUCCCUGACUGUUCUGUCGCUCCGCAGGAAGAAGCCGUGUGAUCUGUUUGGAUUGUUUUACCCCCAAACUGUCAGUCGGCGAUACUGCUGACGUUUGGUUCCCUCUGCUUCAUCAGCCACUUUGACAGGAGCUUAGCCAUGACUUAGAAGGUCUAUAUAUUUUUCUAAAAGAAGCUUUUCCUUCUCUGACAGUCACAGAUGUCAAAUUAACAGCCUUCUCCUCGGACCGAACCGGUCCGUUCAAAUCACGAGAAAUAAGUUAAAGAAAAGCAGGUUAAAGAUUUGGGAUGAAGUCGUCUCAGGAGUGCGUUCAGCCCCAGAAGGCUUCUUCUCUUCAAGUCUUCUGACUUCUGAAAACAAUCAUAAUGUUGCCCCAUGAUUUUACAGUUCUAAAGCUUUAACCCUUUAAAUGAUCCUGUGAUCAGAUCGGAUGCUUUCCUCUCGGGCCGCGUAUCGUUCGGACCGAUACCUUGACUUUGAUACUGUUUCCUGAACAACACAUGGCCUCGCGGCUCUCACCAGCUUCAUAACACAAGAACUAUAAACGUAUUUGACUCCGUCUCUGUGCACAACCUGUGUUUUCCAUGCACGCCUCGAGACAACCAGUCACCAGCACAGAGAGCCUGCUGCAUGCUUAUUGGCCCACUGACGCUGAUGAGAAUAAUAGGCUCCGUGUCCAAAAAGCGCUGGCCGUGUGCUCAGGAGUGUCAGAUGAAGCGUUUUGUAUCGUCUCUGACCUCCAUGUCGAGGCCAGGAAAGAGAAAAGAGCCUCGCUGACGUCACCUCAGCCUUUCUGAAAGUUGAGAUCUCCGCCUGCUGCUGCAGACACUCGCUCCUCCUCGUUUGAUUAGAGACAAAUAAAUUAGACAGAUUUUAUCCUUCUGUUUGACUCCUUCAGGUCCCUCAGUCAUCAUUUUCUCUGCUCAGCAGUUUGUUCUGAAGCAUCUUUUCUUCACUGACCCUUCACAGUACGGCCGACUCUCUUUUAGCUAAUGACAUUAAACCUCCUGUCAGCUGAUGAGAGUUAAGGAAAUGAGCGUCCUAUCUGAUCACAGAUAAUCAGUCCAUCUUGUAGUUUCUACAUCGCUGCCAGUUAGACGAGUUUAUUUCAACGAGCCGUGGUCUGAAACACGCUGCUGUCUGCCAGCGUGCAGAUGCAGCGCAGCCGGGAAAACAAAUUUCCACCAUGUGAUCGUCAGCAGCGUCACGUUUCAGCCUCGUCUGUUAGACGUCAGACGAAUGAGCCGACGCACUCGCCUGUAGUCACUUUGAAUCAAAUUAUGCAUUUCAGUGGUGAAGUUGAAUGUGUGGUGUGAUGAUGGAGGAGCAGAUGUGACGUCAGGGUUUCUCUCCAGCUCACAGAGACGGAAACAACAUGGAGGCUUCUGUCAGCGACGUGCUGCUGAAUGUUUGACUGGCUGAGGAACUCUGACGUCACAAACCUGCAGCUCCUCCCCUCUGAUGCGUUCGUACAGUCGGCCCUCAGGCUGCAGCUUUAUCGCCCUGUCAGGUCAACUUUUAAAGGGUUGUUCCACCAAUGUUGAUGUUGAUGUUGUGCCUGAACAGACUUAACGAUUAUUCUUAUGUUUGAUUAAUAUGUCGAUCAUUUUCUCGAUUGAUCGAUGAGUUGUUUGGUCUGUAAAUUGUUAGAAAAUGUUGAAACGUGUCGAUCAGAGUUUCGUCCUCACGUUUCGCUCCAACAUUCAGUUUAACGUCACAAUAUUCACGUUUAACACGCCAGAGAAUUCUGAGCCUUUUUUCUCAUUGAUUAACUAAUUAUCAAAUAAUUUAAAAUUUCUUAAUCAUUUUUGCUUGAAACACAAACUUUUCACACAGUUACAAAUUAAAUUUGUUUCAGUUCAGGAUCUGAUCCUGAUUCCACACGAGGAUCAAUCGAUCGACAGAAAAUUAAUCAGCUGAUAUUUUGCUGUUUGAUUAAACUUCCUCCAGAUGAUUUUUCACAUGAAGAUAAUUAUUUUUGGUAUCAUACAUAUAUUUCACAUUUCUAUAUGAAAAUGAGGCUAAUUAAAAGAUUCACAGCGUUUUGUCUCCAGUUUUCUGAGAGACGAUGCGCGACUGCUACGACUGCUGGAUCAAUAUAAAAUGAUCGAUUGUUGAUCGAGCAUCUUUAGAACAUAUUUCAGUGUUUUCAGACGGUUUAUUGACCAAACAUUUCGUCAUAUUGCAGAAAAUAAUCUGCAGAUUGAUUGAUCAGUUGCAGUCACUUCCUGUUUUGUGAUUUAACCAUAAAAAUCUGCAGGAAAUGAAGAAGAUGUCGUUUGUCUGUGAGCUUCAUGCAACAUCGACACAAAUGCAGUUUUUGGUGGCAUUGCCCUUUAACCCCAGUCACUGUGAUUGGCAGCCCUUAGCCCCGCCCCCUCUCUGCCUGCACUUGCUGCACCUGUGCUUCUCGCCCGCCGCCGCGGGCCGGAGCGCAGGGACGUAUUUUUAUGUAACAAAGGUUCAAAACAAAUCUUAUUAUUAAUAUUAUUCUGACUAUAAAGAAGUUUUAUUUUUUAAUCCAAAGUGGUCUGAAUCUGUAUGUACAUAAUUUCUCAAAUAAUAUCUUUUAAAAAAAAACAUAAAACAAACAGAAUAUUUAAGACGAGAGAAUAAAAAACAAACUGCUUGUAGAAGUUGGAGGUCGGAGAGUUUCUGAACAACAGCUGCAUGUGUGUGCGUGAGAUCGUGUCGUCGGUCGUGUUCGUGUGUCUGUCAGCUGUUUCUGAGUUACUGAGAGUCUGUUCGCGUCGACCGGCGGCUGCAAGGAAGCUUUUAAAUGUGGUGUAACUGUCCCUUUAAUUGUACAUGUAAUAUCAUGAAUGAUAGAAAACUAAAGUCAACUUUCCCAGAGAAUCGUUUCUAUUUAUCAUCAACAAGAAAAUCAGGUUGUUUGUUUUUCCCUCUGAUGCCACAGCCGACCAAUCACAGCAGUGUUUCCCAACCUUGGGGGCGGGACCCCUGUUCAGGGUCCCCAGAGGAUUUACUCAACACAGUUUAAACAUUAUUAUCAAAUAUCAGUUAAAAAUUAUUCAGAUAAAACAAGAAAUGAAACCAGUGAUCAGUUUAAUGUUUCCCAACUUUAUUUAUCAAGUUGGUUUGUGAAUGACGGCAGAAAACAGAACAAACAAAACAUUUCUCAUCAUAUUCAUCGUCUGAAUUUGAAGUAAAUUUGGGAGAAAAAAUGGUCGAAAAUCUUCUGUUGACUCGACAAAACAAGAAGUGUAAUUGUAGAAGGAUGAAUUCAGGUUUUCUGUUUUCAUUGAUUUAAAAAACAAAAUUUCAUUAUUUUUAUUUUUUUCUUGAUGUGAAACUUGAAAUUCUAAAUGUUGUGACUGAUGUCGCUGCAGUUCCUGCGGUUGUUACACGCUUGGAGUGUUAAAUAAUUUUACAUUUAAUAUUUAACGUCAUCAAUUAAAACUGCAAAACUAAAGUCGACUUUCCAAAAGAGGAAUUUUAAAUUUGUUGUUAAGAACAAAAUCAGAGUUGUUAGUUUUUCCUCUGGUUGGUGGACUGAGAGGGGCGGGACCUCUGCUCAGGGUCGCCAGGUGAGUUCCAGGUUACAGGUGUGUAAAAACAUUUUUAUUCAGAUUAAACAAGAAAAAACAAAACAUGUGAAACCAGUGAUCAGAAGUUUCCCAACAUUAUUUAUUAAAUUGAUUUGUUAACGACUUUUCUAAAGAAUGACUUGUUAAGACUUCAUCGCUCGUUAUUCGCCUGUUACAGACACGUCGUCCCGUAUAGAAACUUAAUUAGUUUAAAUAUUAUAAUUCAGACGAAGAUGCCGGAUGUCGUUUAUGAUUCUCAAGUUUGGUUACAAAACUCGUCCACAAGUGUUUGAUGACCGUGUUUAUAUCAGCUGAAGUAUCGAUGAGUUAAAUUCCAUUUUCAGCGUUUAAAGUUUAUUUAAAUUUCAUUUUUAAAGCAAAACCGAUAAAUUAUGUUGUUCUUGUUUUGUUUUUGGUAUUUUUAAAUGCACUUCUUGGGGUUAUUGCAGGUCUGGAAAGUUAUUGAAAUGGGUUUAUGUUUCCAGGUUGUAAAAUGUUUGGAUCCAGAAGUGGACGUGAACCGGACGGGUCGUUAGUUUCAAAUCCAGCAAAUCGAAGCAGUAAAAGUCGUUUUCUGAGCUGGUAGUUAAAAACUGAAUAAUAAUGAAUGAGUCUGAAGACCGGGCGUCACUGCUGCCCCCUGCAGGUCAGUCCAGGCUGCUGCAGCUCGUUGUCGUCGUGUCCUCUCCGGGCUUCUGUAGCGCUGGUCAGAUCCGGUCUGAAUCGUAGUCGUUCUGACGUUGGUGUCGUCUCUGGGUUCUGAUCUCUGUGCUGCUGUCGGAUCAUGUGGAGGCCUGAAGCUGAAGCUUAAAAUAAAUAUGUAAGAAAUUCAUUUUAAAAUAAAGUGAAAUGAUACAGGAGAAAUAAAUGCAUUUAAAAACAGAAAUAACAACUUAUGUCACAUUUAUGAAUCAAUUAAUGGCUGCAUUUAUUUUUAGUAUUUUCUUGGUGCAUUAAAAGUCAAAUAGAUACAAAAAUGAAAUAUUAUUUGUUUAAUUUUAGAAUAUUCCCAUUGAGAUUUAAACUCUUUCACAAAGGAGCCAAGACUCAUAAAUCAACAACAUCUGUAACUAUGAAACAAUUGAGAAGCGAGCGACGAUCAGAAAACGACAUCAGGCUGAUGAUGAUGAAGAUGAUGAUGUGUUGAAACAUUUCUUUAAUGCUUUUAUUUGUCACUUUCAGGCCUCCAUAGUUUUCCUCACCUGGAGAGGAAAGUUCUGUUGUUAGAGCAGAGGUCGGUCCGGUCGGCGCCGGCAGCCGACCAGGUUUCAGUCAGAGAUUAAAACUUGAGGACGUGUUUGUGUUGUCGUCGUCUGGUGGACCAGGAGGUGAUGAAGGGGGGCGGGAAGUCGCUUCGUGCAGCCAUGUUGGAUUAAAUGUUACUGUGCUAAAGUUCUGACCAGGACGGAGAGUUAAUUUGAUCCGCUUGUUGUUUGAGCUGGUUUCAGAGUUUGGUUCUGUCGGGCAGUGAAGCACCGAGUGUUCGAUGUUCCUGUAGGAAGACGACUUUUAAACAAAUUAAACUUCAAGCUAAAAGGCUUUUUAAAACCGAUUUCUUCACUUAAUGUUGGUUCAUCUUCAUACGAGUUAUUAGAAGACUGAACUCUUUAACACAUCAGAUUAAUCAGGUUUGGAUGGAAAAGUCCGGAAACAAGAUUAAAAGUUUCAUCCAAACGAGAUUAAAGAAAGAAAAUUCAGCAACAAGGAACAAAUCAGUCUGACAGAGACGACAUCUUUAUUUUCUAGAUGUAGUUUAACAGGAAAUACAUUUAUAUUUAAGACAUUUUCAUUUUAAAAGCACAGUCGUUUUAUUUUGACGCUAUUGAACAGGAAAUCAAAAAAUAAAUCACCCUUUAAUUCUCCCACUUGUUUGUUACACUGACGUCGUCCUCCACCUGUGUGUGUGUGUGUGUGUGUGUGUGUGUGUGUGUGUAGCAUCUUGCCUGAUAUGCAAUAAACCUGUUGUGAGUUAACAUGCAGUUCCAGACUCUGCCAGUAGGGGGAGCUGUUGACCAGCGAGGUAGUAAGUGUGUGUGUGUGUGUGUGUGUGUGUGUGUGUGUGUGUGCAGACUAGGGAUCAGUUAAAGGCCAUAUUUCAUAUUUUUUCAUAUUUUCUAUUGAUGUAUGAUAUUAAUUUCUCGUAUUAUUAACGUUAUUGUCAGUGGUCGUGUGGAGGAUGAACUGAGCGCUCUGCGUCGUUUCGCUUUGUAUUUGAAUAAUAAAUUGACUUUUUUGUUGUUGUUGUAUUCAGAUUUUUAUUUGAACCUUGUCAUAAAUAAAUCAAUAACCAGGGAA
Acanthopagrus latus (yellowfin seabream) is the source of this 8857-nucleotide messenger RNA. Its product is annotated as CREB-regulated transcription coactivator 2. Gene Ontology annotation, biological process: protein homotetramerization; positive regulation of transcription by RNA polymerase II. The coding region runs from base 59 to 2539 and encodes 826 amino acids. The record is from RefSeq and is a predicted model, not a curated record. NCBI's taxonomy places the organism in Eukaryota, Metazoa, Chordata, Actinopteri, Spariformes, Sparidae. Gene Ontology annotation, molecular function: cAMP response element binding protein binding. The transcript is spliced from 16 exons. Gene Ontology annotation, cellular component: nucleus; cytoplasm.